Panthera uncia (snow leopard) is the source of this 1773-nucleotide messenger RNA. Its product is annotated as tubulin alpha-8 chain. The transcript is spliced from 5 exons. The record is from RefSeq and is a predicted model, not a curated record. NCBI's taxonomy places the organism in Eukaryota, Metazoa, Chordata, Mammalia, Carnivora, Felidae. Gene Ontology annotation, biological process: mitotic cell cycle; microtubule cytoskeleton organization. Gene Ontology annotation, molecular function: structural constituent of cytoskeleton; GTP binding. Gene Ontology annotation, cellular component: cytoplasm; microtubule. The coding region runs from base 1 to 1548 and encodes 515 amino acids.
AUGAAAGACGAGCAGGGAGUCGGGCCCUGUCCUGCCGCGGCCCAAUGGGAGCGCCGCUGGGAGGCAUGGCCGGCGGCUCGGCGGGGAUAUAUAAGACCCCCACUAGCCGCUCCGCACCGGGAUUCGUGGUGUUGCUGGAGACUCGUAACGCGUCCGCAGUCAACGACCCUCCGCAAACGUCACCUGUCGGGAACAACCAUGCGCGAGUGUAUCUCCAUCCAUGUGGGCCAGGCCGGGGUGCAGAUGGGCAAUGCCUGCUGGGAGCUCUACUGCCUGGAGCACAACAUCCAGCCCAAUGGCACCAUGCCCAGCGACAAGGCACUGGGCAGCGGUGAUGACUCCUUCAACACCUUCUUCAGUGAGACAGGGGCUGGCAAGCACGUGCCCCGGGCUGUCUUUGUGGACCUGGAGCCUGCUGUCAUAGAUGGGGUAAGAACUGGCAUUUAUAGGCAGCUCUUCCACCCUGAGCAGCUGAUAUCUGGCAAGGAGGAUGCUGCCAACAACUAUGCCCGAGGCCACUACACUGUGGGGAAGGAGAUCAUCGAUCUUGUGCUGGAGCGAAUCCGAAAACUGACAGACCAGUGCACCGGGCUUCAGGGGUUCCUGAUCUUCCAUAGCUUUGGGGGUGGCACUGGCUCAGGCUUCACCUCCCUGUUGAUGGAGCGGCUUUCUGUUGACUAUGGCAAGAAGUCCAAGUUGGAAUUUGCCAUCUACCCCGCCCCCCAAGUGUCCACAGCGGUUGUAGAACCCUACAACUCUAUUUUAACCACGCACACUACCCUGGAGCACUCAGACUGUGCCUUCAUGGUGGACAACGAGGCCAUCUAUGACAUCUGCCGCCGCAACCUGGACAUUGAGCGCCCCACCUACACCAACCUCAACCGGCUCAUCGGCCAGAUUGUGUCCUCCAUCACUGCUUCCCUGCGCUUCGAUGGUGCCCUCAACGUGGACCUCACAGAGUUCCAGACCAACCUGGUGCCCUACCCCCGCAUCCACUUUCCCCUGGUGACCUACUCCCCCAUUGUCUCAGCCGAGAAGGCCUACCACGAGCAGCUGUCCGUGGCAGAGAUCACCAACGCCUGCUUUGAACCCUCCAAUCAGAUGGUCAAGUGUGACCCUCGCCACGGCAAAUACAUGGCCUGCUGCAUGCUCUACCGUGGAGAAGUGGUGCCCAAGGAUGUGAACGCCGCUAUUGCCACGAUCAAGACCAAGCGCACCAUCCAGUUUGUGGACUGGUGUCCCACGGGUUUCAAGGUUGGCAUUAACUACCAGCCGCCCACCGUGGUGCCCGGGGGAGACCUGGCCAAGGUGCAGCGGGCAGUCUGCAUGCUGAGCAACACCACGGCCAUCGCCGAGGCCUGGGCCCGCCUCGACCACAAGUUUGACCUGAUGUAUGCCAAACGGGCAUUUGUGCACUGGUACGUGGGUGAGGGCAUGGAGGAAGGAGAGUUCUCUGAGGCCCGAGAAGACCUGGCUGCCCUGGAGAAGGAUUAUGAAGAAGUGGGAACAGAGUCUAUGGACGGCGAGGACGAGAGUGAGGAGUUCUAGGGGUCCCGGCACCUGCAACGCCUGGGCUCUCUCCCUGGUUUUGUGUCUCUCGUUCCACUGUUUCCCUAACCCCCUACAAAUACAAUCAAUGUCUCAAGUGAUGUGGAGCUCUGUGAUGUGGAGUUCUGCCCAGCUGUGGGCCUUCACUAACUUUCCCAACUGCCUUAUUGCCCUUCUAAGUUAAGGGCCAGGGUGGCCUCUGCCUCUAGGGAUUGCAGCCAGGGG